UUUUGAUACAAAGGUAAUUUACACAAAUAUAUUGUUUUAAAUUUUCAAUAAUCAUAAGCAGGCCUUUAUAUGUUUGGUUGAGAACCUUUUUGUUAUUUUUUUAAAGGUUUUUACAGAUUAUAACAUCACAGGAGGUGAUUAGUGGCUUUACAUGUCACAUAAUUGGAAUGUAGAUUCAGUAGAACAUGUAAUUAAUGAGCAUUUAGAUGAUUCAUUAUCUAGUUUGUGCAUAGAGAUAGAUAAUAAUAAUAAUUCAAAUUUUAAUAUGACUGAUACUUUAAUGGCUCUUCCGCUUUUUGAUAUUGAUCAUAAGCCCAUACUUUAUCAAUAUCAUCAACCAGAGCAAAUGAUUAGUAUAACUUUAACUGCUCCAACUUCCCCAGCUAUGAAAAUUGAAGAAGAAAGUUUAACAUAUUUAAAUCAGGGUCAACCUUAUGAGCUCAAAUUUCAAGGUAUUGGGGGAGGUUAUAAAAAUGCAAAACUAUUAAAAAGCUUUGUUAAAGUUGCAUUUCAUGAUAGACGAUUACAAUAUUGUGAAGAUAAACAAAUAAACUUAUGGCGUAUUGAUCAUCCCAUGGAACGUAUAUUAGAAGUUGAUACACCACUUUCAAGAGGCAUCAUUGAAGCCAAAAAUUUACCAUACAAUUUAAAUAUGAUUGAAAUUUCAUGGGAUCCAUUUAAAACAGCAAGUGUAUAUAUUAAAAUUAAUUGCAUAAGCACAGAAUUUACUCCUAAAAAACAUGGUGGUGAAAAGGGAGUUCCUUUUCGUUUACAGAUAGAUACCUACUCACUUGGUCAAGGUAGUUUUCAUCAAAUAUAUAGUGCAUAUUGUCAAGUUAAAAUAUUUAAGCCAAAAGGAGCUGAUCGCAAACAUAAAACUGACCGUGAAAAGUUUGAAAAACAGCCUCAUAUUGAUAAAUGUAGAUAUCAACCAUCUUGUCCUUUUACAAUAUUAACUGAAACUAAUUUAGAUUCUGAUUUUAUGUGUAAACCUCAUACAUCUACACCUGAACCUCCAUUUCUUCCAAGUGAUAAUAAAAAUAUAAUUGAAAGCUCAACUUCACAUCAUUAUAUAUUAAAACAAUCACGAUAUACCAAUGAUAUUGAUCCUGAUAUUAAGCAAUCUUCUCACAUUACAACUACCUCACACAUGCUUACUCAGAUGACACCUAAAAAAUUAUCCAAAAAUAUAAGCUCUCAACAAUACCAAAUAAAAAGCAUGCCUGAAAAACGCAGAGAUAUAUUUGAUGAUUUGUCACAUAAUGAGGAUGAUGAUGAGGAUAUUGGAAGGAUUCGAAAUAAUUCUAGCAAAAUGUUAGGUGUCAAAACACAAAUAAACAAAAAAAGAAUGAGUGAUGCCAAUAAUAUUAGCUUUGCAAAUGUUUACAAUAAGAAUGAGAAUUCUAAAUCAAUCAUAAAUGAAUCAUCAAUAAAAGAAUGUAUAUCAAAGGAUUCUUCUAGUAAGGUGACUAAAAACUUAUACUCAUGUAAUGCAAGUUCUCAUCAGACUAUGAUUAGUUUUAAAAGUGAAAUACCUUAUAAUAAAAUGAGUCGUUCUUAUUUAAAAGAAAAUAAUAUACAUAAUGAAUAUACAAAUGUUCAAGAAUUCAAUUCUCAGCUAUCUAAAUUAAGUGGAGCUCACACAUGCAGUAAUAUUAUAUAUAAUGAUUCUGAUCUCAAAUUUCUUAAUCCUAUAUUCACAAAAUUGAAAGAAUCAUCAUAUUUGAAUAAUAAUUGCUCAUCAAAUCAGAAUGAAAUAAGUGACAGUAUUUAUAACAUAGUUUCAUGUGAAAAUGAUUUAGAAUUAGAAUUUGAUGAUAAUAAUAAUUUAAAUCAUAACAAUCAAUACAUUCCAAGUAAUUAUAAUAAUAACUACUUAAAUAAUAGCUCUCCUUAUCCACAGAUAUUACCAAAUGAUGCACCUUCUUCAGAUACUGCUAAUUGGUUGGAAACCAAUAAUUUUUCUUCUUUUAUAAUAAAUAGCUUUAGCACAUUUUCAGCCUUAGAUAUGAGGCGGCUGUCUAGACAGGAUCUUAUUGAAAUAUGUGGUGUUGCCGAUGGAAUUCGACUCAACAAUGCUUUACAAUGUGUACCACCCAGACCUCGCUUAAUUUUAUUUGUUUCCCAACAAUCAUCAAAAUUGAGUGAAUGUGAUAAUUCCACUAUUAAAAUCCCUAAAGAUAAGUUAAUUGAUGACCCAGGCUCAAAUUCAAGAGGUGCAUUAUCUUCCUCGCCAGCCUCAUCAAUUCAAGCACCGACAUCAGAAGAAAAUAUCAAAGACGACGAAAAUAUAUUUAUUGGAUUGUUUUUAACUGAACCUACUCAGCGAGAACUUUUCGAUAAGUUGUGCGAGAAUUUCGGUGUUGAAAAAUUCGAAAAAGUUACACAAAUAUUUUUGAUGCAACGGGUAAUUAAUUCACACACGAAUAAAAAUAAUGAAUUGAUCAAUGAAAUUGAUACAAUUAAAUACAUUAAGAUAUUGAUAAACGACAACGUUGUUCAAAAUAUGGCGGAUGGUUCUAGAUUUUUAUUCUCUAUUAUUAAUGCAGACGAUAGUGAUUUUAUUUAUUUAUACAAAUAUGAAUGAAUGCGAUUGUGUUCUUUUUUCUAUUGAAACUUUUUUGUACAUUUUUGAUAUCUGGAUGAUUUAAUUAUAUCAAUGCAAAUCUUAUAUUUAAUAAGUUUUAUAAAAUUAUAUAUAACAAAAAAAUAUGUUUUUUAAAUAUUACAAUAGUUUUAUUUGUUGAUUUUUUACCAUGUUAGAAUGGUGAGCAAGACUAUAAUGACCUUAAAUUCAGUUUUUACCACUACCAUUUCUCUAUUGAAUGAAUAAAUUAUAUAAUAAAAAUGCGAAAGAAGUUCUAUGAUAUAAAAUAUUGCUUUAUACUUUAUCUAAAACGAAUUAUUUGAUUUAUUUUGUAAAUACAUAUUUAAAAAAAUUGAAUAAUAACCUUUUUAUAGGCGUAUCCAGGAUUUUCUUAUAGGGUGAAAACACUGUGAGGCGUGUUUUCUAUCAUAAACUUUAUUGGAGGUCUUUAGAUCUAAUUAUUGUUAGCCUUUGGCUAUAUUAUAUUUUUAUAUAAAUAAUUUUGGGUUUUCACUUAUUUCUUAAUAAAAAUUCUUUUUUUCUAAAAAUUUUGAAUUAU
This is a messenger RNA of Gordionus sp. m RMFG-2023, 3146 nucleotides long. RefSeq names its product transcription factor CP2-like protein 1. The coding region runs from base 152 to 2587 and encodes 811 amino acids. The transcript is spliced from 3 exons. Gene Ontology annotation, biological process: regulation of transcription by RNA polymerase II. Gene Ontology annotation, molecular function: DNA-binding transcription activator activity, RNA polymerase II-specific; RNA polymerase II cis-regulatory region sequence-specific DNA binding. The record is from RefSeq and is a predicted model, not a curated record. NCBI's taxonomy places the organism in Eukaryota, Metazoa, Nematomorpha, Gordioida, Chordodea, Parachordodidae. Gene Ontology annotation, cellular component: nucleus.